AUGCUGCGCCCAGGUACGCCGCCCUCGAGAUCCUCGGAGGAGAGCUUCUGCUUCUCUGCCUGGGAAACUCCGAGGCUGUCGGUAGCCGAAUCGAUUGGGAAGGAUAACUAUCUCAGACCAGUCUCGAGUCGAACUCAGUCUGGCAAGAAAGCAACCAAGAGACACAAGAACGCUCCUCACUAUAGCCCUCGGUCUGCUGGAUCAGCAUGCCGACCCCAGAGAUCAGAGCACGUCACCGAGCUUAUCAGAUUCUUCAAGAGCUGUGAACUCCCCAUCUCCGACCCCUAUAAUUUUGACCUUGACAGCCUUGAGCUCAAUGGACACAUACGACAACUGAACCACCGUCAAGAUGAUAUGAGUCAACAGGAUGACUCCGUCCCUCAAAGGAAGAAAUCUCCUGUUAAGCUGUUUGCCCCCGACCUAUGGAGCCGCGCCCCAGCCAGGAAAACUCGACAGAAAAACGAUCGUCUGAACCCUGCCACAAGCAUGGAAAGCAUGCGCUACUCCCCUGGCACCAGAAGCCCCCGAGGCUCCCAUGAUAGCAACAUUGACCGACCCAUUGCUACUCCUAAGACAGAGGUUGACGGCGAAUGUGCUUACCCAGGAAUUUCAGUCUUGCCAUCUUCUAAGGAACCCCAUUCAAACGACAUUGGAACCUCGGAGCCUUUCCCAUCGCUGGCUACUAUGGGCCAGUUGUACGAUUUGUCUUCGGCGACACUUACCGGAGAUAUGUAUACAAACGAAAAGAUGGAAUGGACAGACACUUCAGUUGGCCGCGAGAUCCUAUCUGGCAUUGACACUGACUCCGGGAUGCCGAUUCAACCAAUGCCGGUACAACCGAAUAAUCCGUCGAAGAAAAAUGGUGCCAACGUACCUCAGCCCCCAGCCAAACCUGCAGUGCCACAUAAUUGUGCCAAGGGCGCGACAUAUUGGCCACAGGAGAAGCCACUUCCCGACACUCCUGAAGACCACUGCCAGCAACCACGACAGCAGAUUCAAAUCUACAAGAGAGAUUCUAUCCGGGUUACAAGGUCAACUACUACGAGCUCUGGGUACAGCAAACGACACUCAAUAUCGACUACCUGCGAGUCCACCUUCAUCGACGUGCAAUGUCUUCCUGAAAGGACCUCCAGCCGAAAGGCACGAAGGGCAGGUCGGACUGACUUCAGCAACCUUUGCUGCCGUUUGUCUUGCCCCAUGUCGGAAGAGCAUACUUUCGAUUAUGCAGAGAGUCUCGAAAGUGCGGACAAACCUGCAUCGAUGUUGGACCCUGUUGAUGCCAGCGAAAACCUAGAUCCAGCAACCCAGUCCAAACCAAAAUCCCGAACCUUGAUCCCUGCCCCAAUUGAUAGCUCCAGAAAGUAUUCCGUGUCUUCGGAGCCUUCACUCACCCCAUCAUCGAACAUCUUCUCGAUAUCCGCCUUAUCUGGUUCCGCAAGCAGCAGCACCUUAACUUCACCUCUCACUUGGCAUAACUCUUCUCAAAAGGGAGAUGACCAUGAGCCCUCAAAGUCUAUGCCAUCCACUCCGGCACUCACAGUAUCGCAUGAUACGCUUGACGCCCAGUCUAAGGUUGAAGCGUUGCCCAAAGUGCCAAUGACGAACGUUCCAGAAAUCAAAGGGAGCCCGGAUACGGCAUCCAAAAUCCUUCCGGCCCACUUUCCUUCCGUACCUGUCAGAAAGUCUAGCAGAUUAGACAAUAUUCACGCCUUGAGAAUGAAAGACGUUGCCGCCGCUAGGGCCGCACUUAAAGUAUCGAACAACGAAGCUGCUGAUAACAUUAGGGGCCGCCAGGCUAGCUCGCCGGCAAUCCUGAAUUACCCUCUUCCAGCCAAAGGAAGCUCAAGAACCAGUGAGGAGUCAUUACCUUCUCCCACUAGCUUCACUGCGCCAACUAUCAAGCCCCCCAUGCCAUCAAAAAUCAAAGUUGAUCCUGCUACCGAGUCCCCCAUCAGCGGGUCUCCCACAAGAACAAUUAUGCCCGACGGUUCAGUUUUCACUGACCGAGCUAUGAAAGAACGAUCGUUCAGACAUAAGCAUAAUGCCUUCUCUCUGCUAGCCGGAGGAUCGUUACCAAGCAGCCCCAGAAACUCGCAGUCGUUCAUUCCCGCCCCUGCACCACAGAGGCCAUCGCUGAUGAGCCCAAAAAGUGUUGCCGGACUCCGUGCUUUGGAGAGUGUAUCUCGUCCAGUUUCACCAUCCCUGCCUUCAUCAGAUGACGAAGGCAUGGGAACCAGAGCGCAUAGUGGCAGGUCAAGACGAUCAACACGAUCAACCCGCAGAAGUCGAAAGUGCUCGACUUUAACAAUCGACCAUACCAAAGCCCAGAAAUACUUUCAUGAUGAACCACUACCACUUACACCACCCAGCGCAAACGCUAUUCGUCCCAACGACCCUGAUUCUCUAUUGUCUCCAUACACUCCCACUCACUUCAAAUACCUGGCAACCUCAGACUCUUCCAUAACCACUCAAUCUCACCAACAAAAAUUUCUACAAGACCGCGUCUUCUACCUCGAACGCCAAAACAAGAUGCUCCAAUCUGCCUUGCUCUCCGCACUCGAAGUCGGCGCCAAAUGUGACGCACAGCGAGACCAGAAGUGCAGCCCUCGCAGCUCAAACUCUGUCAACUACCGUGAUGACAUUAUUGACAUGCUCAACUUAUACCGCAACUCAUAUGACGGUAGCUGUGGGGUAGCUACGUCUUCCGCUUCUGCCAUCAGAAGAGAGACUAGACACUCAGCUUUUUCUCCUGGUAUGGGAGAAACCGAAAUAUCCUGCUCGUCCACCACUACUUCUAGACUGUCGAUACAAGGCAAAGCUCUAGUACGCCCGUCAACUUCUCCCAGUACAGCCAAGGAGAGGGCUCAUCGGCGACUCAUUGAACCGCAUAACCGUAUUAGUAAGACUAUUACCUUGAGAUAA
Messenger RNA from Nannizzia gypsea CBS 118893, 2922 nucleotides. RefSeq lists its product as hypothetical. NCBI's taxonomy places the organism in Eukaryota, Fungi, Ascomycota, Eurotiomycetes, Onygenales, Arthrodermataceae. The transcript has a single exon. The record is from RefSeq and is a predicted model, not a curated record. The coding region runs from base 1 to 2922 and encodes 973 amino acids.